Molecule: messenger RNA, 497 nt
Organism: Planococcus citri (citrus mealybug)
Lineage: Eukaryota; Metazoa; Arthropoda; Insecta; Hemiptera; Pseudococcidae
Exons: 2
Coding region: 113-382 (89 amino acids)
Source: RefSeq, a predicted model, not a curated record
CUAUUUAAAGUUCCAUUGUAAACAGCACUUCGAUACAAUCUGCAAUUACCAGUCGGUUAAACGUGUUGCAAAUUUUUGCUCGUCCACUAUUCACAAACUAAAUCAAACAAAAAUGGCUUUUGCUGCUAAAAUGAUCUUCUUCAUCGCCAUGACCGUAGCCCUGUUCUCCUCGAUUCACUGCGACAUCCCAGUAGCUGUAGCAGCUCCAGCUGUUGUAGCGCCAUACGCCAGCUCUUACUCUGCUCACAGUAUAAACCAUGCGAUCGCUCCGGCAGCUCCAGUAGUAGCAGCUUACAGCGCCGGAGUACCUGCCGCGUACUCCGCGUACUCAGGUUUACCAUACCCCUAUGCCGCCUAUGGAGCUUACCCUUACUAUUUUUAAAAGUUUGAAUUUGAUUACCAUAUACCUAAUAGUAUACUUUUAUACGUAAUUGCGUGUGAUUAAUUUGUAUAAUCAAAGUUGAAAAUAAUAUAUUCGUUAAUUUUCAUGCUUAUUA